This is a messenger RNA of Aspergillus sclerotioniger CBS 115572, 540 nucleotides long. RefSeq lists its product as uncharacterized. NCBI's taxonomy places the organism in Eukaryota, Fungi, Ascomycota, Eurotiomycetes, Eurotiales, Aspergillaceae. The record is from RefSeq and is a predicted model, not a curated record. Bases 97 to 540 code for a protein of 147 amino acids. The transcript is spliced from 2 exons.
GACGAAAAUGCUAAGCUUUAUUUAAGAAUAGCCAAGUAGGCCCUACUGAGUCAACACACGCUCUAAGCUCCACAGACUAUUUGUACUUAGGAGGAAAUGGAGGAUGCCUCUUUCUCCCGUUUUCCAGGCUUCCAGCCUAACCCGUCUCUUUCCACGACCGAAGAAUUUUCUCGUCUAGCACAUCAUAUGAAUUGGAGUACUGGUUCUAAGAGAUACAGAAAAGAACUGGCCAAAUUCGCAAGCACAGAGUUUGCGCAUUAUUAUGAGAUCGGCAAUAAGCUCCAAAACUACCAAGCUCUCUGUCAGGAACUGCGGCUCGAGGGGCCUUUUGCUAGCGUCACACAGUGCCGAAAGGCUCUUGCUACAGUGCAUAUCAAUAUCUUUGACCUAAUUGACUGUCGUCGCACAGGAGCGACCGUUCAAAGAUUUCCUAACCAAGCCGCGCUCAAGAAGUACACCAGAGAAACCCAAAAGAUAUUCCCUAAGCAAGCGGCCAAAGCGGACGGCUUUCUUAAAGAACUACUACGCAAAAUCUUCUGA